GCGCCGCUUGAGCCCGCAAAGGGUUAAACGGGGUUACCAGCGAUCCUUUCAACAGGCAGGUGCCCCGCCAGUCCCAGCCCAAAGCAUACCACCGACUUAAAAAAAAAAAAAAAAAAAAAGGUUCUUUCAACAUCUCAGGAGCAACUCAUAACUGUCAUGUUGCGAGGAACUUCGCGAGUCAUGGUAAUGAUGGCUGCGGCGCGUUAGUAUAAAUAGAUCAUAUCCGCUGUGGAAGAGGGAUAUCAAACUGGACAAAUCAGCUGACACAUCGUCCCGACUCGCGGACUCACCUACUUUUAUAGGCUAUUCAGAGAAGUGGAGUUUGCGUAGUGCUGGAUCACAGAAAUCUUAAACUUAAAAAAAAAAAAAUCUUCAGCACUUGUUGAGUUGUGUUUCGCUCUGGAGAUGUGGUGGAUGCUGUUUCCACGGUGGAUCUGGUUCCUGGCGUGUUUGUCAGUAUGGAUGGAGCACCAGGUCGGAGUUUUGCCCCACAUCACCUAUUCACACCCGGGGAUCUGCCCCAAUGAGAUGAACCCCAACCUGUGGGUGGAUGCCAUGAGCACGUGCACACGAGAGUGUGAAUCUGAUCAGGAGUGUGAGUCCUUUGAGAAGUGUUGCCAAAAUGUGUGUGGGAAUCGGAGUUGUGUGGCGGCCCGUUACCUGCACAAGGAGAAGGGCCCCAUGGGAAUGCCCAAGGAAGCCACCUGCACCAGUUUCAUGUGCACCCAGCAGGGCUCUGAGUGCGACAUCUGGGACGGCCAGCCCAUGUGUAAGUGCCGGGAUCGCUGCGAGAGGGAGCCGCACUUCACCUGCGCGUCUGAUGGCAUGACCUACUACAACAAGUGCUACAUGGACGCCGAGGCCUGCUCCAAGGGCAUCACCCUGGCUGUUGUCACCUGCCGCUUCCACCUCACCUGGCCCAACACCAGCCCCUCGCUGCCCCAGGCCACCACUCUUCGCCCGACCACCGCUCCUCUUCAGGCGACUAUCCCCCCUCCCACUGAGCCUCAGACACCCUUCGUGGUCAGCAUCCCUGCUCACCAGACUGUUAACGUGGGUGACACAGCCAGCUUCCUGUGUGACGUGACGGGUCGACCCCGGCCUGACAUCACCUGGGAGAAGCAGCAGCCGGAGGGGGUGGAGAGGGUCGCCAUGAGGCCUAAUCACAUGCGAGUGAACAUGGUGGUCACUAACAUCGGUCAGCUGGUCAUCUACAAUGCCCAGCCGCAUGAUUCGGGCAUCUACACCUGCACCGCUCAGAACCCAUCUGGCUCAGUGCAGGCCAACCACCCACUGACUGUGCUUCCCACGGAGCCACCCAAGACCCCAGAGCCCGAGAACGUGACCCGCUGCCUGCCUGACGAGUGUCUGAAGCCCCCUGACAACCCAGAGGACUGCGGUAGCGAAAUGGAAAAAGUCAGCUGGUACUACGAGCCGAAGACCAACAACUGCUUCUCCUUUACCCACUGCCACAUCAACAGCAACAGCCAGCAGCCCAGGAAGGUGUUCGAGUCGUAUGACGAGUGCAUGCAGUGCUGCGGUCCCGAGCUUUCAGGCCCCUGCGGGCUCCCCAGCCUGCAGGGCCCUUGUAAGUCCUACGAGCCACGCUGGGCCUACAGCAGAACCCUGCGGCAGUGUCAGUCCUUUAUCUACGGGGGGUGUGAGGGCAACGACAACAACUUUGAAUCUAAAGAAGCCUGCGAGGAGAUUUGCCCCUACCCGAAAAAUCACCACUGCAAGGCCUGCAAACCGAGAGGCAAGAUGGUGACGAGCUUCUGCCGAAGCGACUUUGUCGUCCUGGGCCGAAUGACGGAGCUCACAGAGGAGAAGGACUCGGGCCACGCCCUGGUGACUGUGGAAGAGAUCCUGAAGGAUGAGAAGAUGGGUCUCCGUUUCUUUGGCAAGGAGCCUCUGGAGGUCACGUUCCUCAACAUGGACUGGAAUUGCCCGUGCCCGAACAUCACAGGUGCUGCUGCUGAGGGACAGGUCAUCAUCAUGGGCAACGUGAGCGACGGCAUGGCCGUCCUUCAGCCGGAGAGCUACGUGGGGGCGUCCAGCCCUCGCCGUGUACGGAAGCUGAAGGAGGUCAUCUCCAAAAACACGUGUGACAUUCUCAAAGCGAUCACCAACAGCCCUCAAAAGGGUUAGGAUUAGGGAUAUGAUGUGUACAUAAAGUAUAAACUGCCUUCUGAACAUUAAUCGCAGUAACUUUACAAUUUUAGGACCAUUGUUGCUACAUUUAAUGGAUUUAUUUCUGUUUUUGAGUGCAAUGAGGACCCCUGUUACAUGACAUUUUGUCUUUGAAUUUUUCUGUUAUGGUGCGGCCAUUGGUGUUGAUAAUUGAAAAACCAUGUUUGUCAUCCAUCAUGAUGCUCUUGCUGCCUUAAUCCCCCAGACUCCGACUUCCCUCAUGCCCUCUUUUGCCUCCAGCAGAAAUGGAGGUUGCAGACUUGCAUUGAAACACAAAACAGACAAUAUUGACUUUAUUUUUCUAUGUGCAUAAUUUAAUGUUUUGAUUACUUUAUUAUGUCGUAUUUCCAACCUGGCACCUCUAAUAUCUGAACACACUUACUUUAUACAUGUACCCCUAAUUUCUCAGUUUCCAUGUUGUAUACAUGCGUUCAUAUAACUGUGCAGGGUUUUUCAUAUACAGUAUGACAAGGUAGAUUUGGUCCUUCCAAAUGAGUUGUAAUAUAUUUUUCAAUCAUUUAUUUUGUAUCUUCUUGCUAU
Messenger RNA from Etheostoma cragini (Arkansas darter), 2730 nucleotides. RefSeq names its product WAP, follistatin/kazal, immunoglobulin, kunitz and netrin domain containing 2b (gene wfikkn2b). The record is from RefSeq and is a predicted model, not a curated record. The transcript has 2 exons. Bases 406 to 2148 code for a protein of 580 amino acids. Gene Ontology annotation, cellular component: extracellular region. Gene Ontology annotation, molecular function: protein binding; serine-type endopeptidase inhibitor activity. Lineage: Eukaryota; Metazoa; Chordata; Actinopteri; Perciformes; Percidae.